Messenger RNA from Cooperia oncophora, 279 nucleotides. The record is from the annotation of a GenBank genome assembly. Lineage: Eukaryota; Metazoa; Nematoda; Chromadorea; Rhabditida; Trichostrongylidae.
AUGCUGGGAGGAGCAACAGUUCAACAAAUCAUGUGGGUCCAUAAAGAAGAGAUACCAUUCGUGCAGUGGGGUAAGGAAAGAGGAGCCAUUCUCUUUGCUCUCGAACAUCGCUUCUACGGAAAAAGCCAUCCAACCAACGAUAUGUCCGUGAAGAAUCUUCUGCUCAAUAGUCGCCAAGCACUUGAAGACGUCGCCACAUUUAUACAAUCAAUGAACAAAGUUUAUAAUUUCAAAGACCCUAAAUGGAUAGUAUUUGGAGGAUCGUAUGGUGGUAAGUAG